AGUGGUGUUGGUGUGUGUUAGUUUUUGAAGCAAUGGCGCUCGGCGCACUGUGAUCGGCAAAACGAAAACAUUGCCAAGAUCGGCCGAUUUUGACUCAGACCGUCGGCUAAAUGCACCGCAAUCGGCGAGUUAUGCGUCCGCUCGACCCUGCACGCCACUAGGAUGUUAAUGGCGCUUCGGCUGGCCAUCUUAUGCUGUUUUUUCGCGUCGAUCCGAGCACACACUUCUCUGCUAUUCUCUACCACCAAGGAUAUCAGGCUUCUAAAUGUCACAAACAAAUCGCACAAAAUCAGCAUUAUCAUUAAGGACUUGGAAGAUGGCGGCGCGGUGGACUUUUACCACGCCGGCGGCCUGGUGUGCUGGACAGACCACGGCAAAGAGAUGAUCGCCUGCCAAUCCACCAACCGCACCGACGGCUCUCAUGCCAAGGUUGCGGUGGUGACCUCAGGGUUGAACUCCCCGGACGGUCUGGCGUGUGACUGGAUCACAGAAAAGCUGUACUGGACCGACGGGGAGACCAACCGCAUCGAAGUCGUCUCGCUCAACGGACUCAACCGAAAAGUGCUUUUCUGGGAAGACAUCGACCAGCCGAGAGCCAUCGCACUAGUUCCAAUGAAAGGGUUGAUGUUUUGGACUGACUGGGGAGAAGUGCCUAAAAUCGAGCGUGCUGGAAUGAAUGGAGAUCCGUCGACAAGGACUAUUAUUGUGAGCGAAGACAUUUUCUGGCCCAACGGACUGACUAUUGAUUACGACUCUGAAACAAUUUACUGGGCCGAUGGCAAGCUCAAUUUCGUUGCAGCUAUGGACUAUGAAGGAAAGAAUAGACGCAUCAUUAUCAACAGAGGAAUCAGCUACCUCUAUUCGAUCACGUAUUUUGACAGCAAAAUGUACUGGAUUGAGUGGGACCAGCGCUCCAUCCAAAUGUAUGACAUGACCAUUGACAAAGAUCCAAAGACACUGGUCAAGGGUACGCCAAGCACCUUUGCUCCCAUGGGUGUACUCAUAAUGGACGCCAAAAGACAACCUGUUGGUAAAAGUCCGUGCGAAGUCAACAACGGAGGGUGUUCCCAUUUGUGUCUCUUGUCACCAAAUCCUCCUGGCUUCUCCUGCGCCUGUCCAACUGGAGUGAAACAAACCACAAAAUUCACUUGCGCAAACGGAGCGCAAGAGCUUUUGCUGUUAGUACAGAAGACUGAAAUUUCCAACAUUUCUCUGGACACUCCAGACUACAGCCAGUUCGUUCUUCCUCUUAUGGGAAUCAAGCACGCAAUCGCCAUUGAUUUUGAUCCAGUGGACCAACAGCUUUACUGGACUGAUGAUGAGGCUCGUACAAUAUCUAGGGUAAAUCUUGAUGGUUCAAACCAGCAAGAGCUCGUCGGUACAGAAGUUGAGCACCCAGAUGGGAUUGCAGUAGACUGGAUCGCAAGAAAUUUGUACUGGACUGACACAGGAACAGACAGGAUUGAAGUUUCAAGAUUGAGUGGCGCCUACAGAAAGGUGCUGAUAAAUGAAAACUUGGUUGAGCCGCGUGCUAUUGCCUUAGCUCCAGAACAUGGACUCAUGUUUUGGUCAGACUGGAAUGAAAAGCACCCAAAAAUUGAGCGUGCCGCGUUGGACGGUACACAAAGGUCCGUUUUGAUAGAUGACGAAUUGGGUUGGCCAAACGGUCUCGCUCUUGACUUGGAUUCGGCCAAGGUGUACUGGUGUGACGCUAAAACUGACAGAAUCGAGAUGGCCAACUUUGAUGGAACUGAUAGACGUGCACUUAUCACAGACCAUCUUCCACACGUUUUUGGUCUCACUUUGUCUGGCGAAUAUCUCUACUGGACUGACUGGCAAAGAAGAGCUAUUGAUAAGGCUCACAAGGUUACUGGCAACGAAAGAACAGUAAUUGUUGAUCACUUGCCAAACUUGAUGGGCUUGAAAGCUGUCAAGUUAGAUAGUAAAAGGGCCGGCACAAACCCUUGUGCCAAGUCAAAUGGGGGAUGUUCACACUUGUGUUUGAACAGACCAAAAGACCAUGUCUGCGCUUGUCCCUAUAGCUACGAGUUGAGUACAGACACAAGGAAUUGUGUUGUUCCGGAAGCGUUUCUUCUCUUGGCAAGGAAGGAGAAUAUUUUCCGAAUCAGCAUUGAACACUACAACAAUGAUGCUGUUAUUCCAAUCACUGGAAUCAAAGAUGCAAGUGCUCUCGAUUUUGACAUAACUGACAAUAGAAUAUACUGGACUGAUGUUAAAGUUAAGGCUAUUACUAGAGCAUUUAUGAAUGGGUCCAAGGUUGAGAAAAUUGUGGAAUUUGGUCUGGAUUCACCCGAAGGCAUGGCAGUUGAUUGGGUAGCUCAUAACAUUUACUGGGCUGACACUGGUAGCAAAAAAAUUGAAGUUGGUCGACUUGAUGGCUCGUCUCGAAAAGUUCUCUUCUGGGAGAAAGUCGAAGAGCCUAGAAGUCUGGCUCUUGAUCCCAGAGAAGGUUUUAUGUAUUGGAGUGACUGGGGCAAAACUGGACGCAUUGAAAGAGCUGCUAUGGAUGGAACAAGAAAUGAAAUUUUAAUGGAGAAACUGGGCCGCGCCAAUGGCCUCACAAUCGACUUUGUUCAGAGUCGUCUCUUCUGGACGGCCCUGGAUACGCCAGCUAUAGAAAGUUCUGAUCUCUCUGGCAUGAACAGACGCACCAUUGUUGCUUCUGACAUCCAGAAGCCUUAUGGACUGACUCAAUACCAAGAUUACAUUUAUUGGACAGACUGGAGCACAGGAGACAUAGUUAGAGCAAACAAGUCCAAUGGACUCAACAGGACUAAAAUCCACGAGCGCUUAGAAUUUGUGACUGACAUUUUGGUAUUCCAUGCAUCUCGUCAGUCUGGUUGGAACCAGUGUGCUGUCAACAAUGGAGGCUGCACCAACUUGUGCCUUGUGGUUCCGAGUCCAGGUGCAGCUCCUGGAAAACAAAUAACUGCUCACAGGUGUGGAUGCCCCACACACUACAUUUUAGUGAACAACACCUGCCUUCCUCCGCGCAACUUCCUUCUUUUUAGUCAGAGAAAUGCCAUUUCAAGACUUAGUCCUGAUUCAAAGGACUACCCUCUGGUGCAGCUGCCAAUUCCAACCCUGAGAAAUGUUAGAGCUUUGGAGUUUGAUCCCACCAGGCAGCUUGUGUACUGGGUGGACGGCAAAAGCCAGAGCAUCCGCCAAGCCUCAAGCAAUGGCACGACGGGAAGUGUUUUGGUGCCAGGGUCACCAGACGUCCACCCUUAUGACCUGGCCAUUGAGCCUUUCUCAGGCCUUUUGUUCUGGACAUGUUCCCUUAAUAACUCUAUUAAUGUAACAAGACUGAAUGGCUCCUCUGUGGGCCCAGUUGUGAGGGUUGAAAACGAGAAACCCCGUCACAUCGCCAUCCACGCCAAAAGAGGACUCCUGUUUUGGACUGAUGUUGGCUCCACACCAAGGAUCCUGAGGGCCAGACUGGACGGUCAGAAGCGCCUGAUAGUGGCCUCGGGACUGGAAAAGCUGGCAGGCCUUGCCGUCGACUCUGAGGCUGAUCUCAUUUUCUGGGCCUACCAGCACCACAUUGAAUGUGCUGACCUUCAAGGUGACAAGCGAAGGACUGUGGUCACAGGGCUCCAGCAGCCAGCAGGUCUCUCUGUGCUCGGAAACUUUGUCUACUGGGUCGACUUGGACCAGCACCAAAUUCGAAAGGUGCACAAGUUCCGAGGCGGGGAGCGAGAAACAAUCAGUGCGCGAAUAACGCAGCUUACAGACAUCCUGGCAGUGCACGCCCCGUCCCCAGAGGAGUUGAGCACCAACCCUUGCAUCAAUGGUGGUGGCUGCUCGCACAUUUGCGUCCCUGGGGACAAUGGAGGCCCCCAGUGCUUGUGUCCAUCGGGACUGACCUUGCUAAACGACCGAAGAACUUGCGGUAACUCCCCUGCUUGCGAAGAGGAGAACUUUGCCUGUGAAACCGCCACCCACGACAAGGACUGCAUUCCCAAGAACUGGGUUUGUGAUGGCCAGGUGGAUUGUGUUGACGGCAGUGAUGAGCACGACUGUCCCGAGUGCAGACACGAUCAGUUCCAGUGCAAGAAUGGCCCUUGCAUAGAUCUUUUGUGGAGGUGUGAUGGAACGGCACACUGCCCAGACGGUCUGGACGAAGUGGACUGUUGUCCUAAAGGCCAGUUUCGUUGUGCUUCCUCUCCUACCUGCAUUGCGGCGUCAAUGGUGUGCGACGGGUGGAACAACUGUGGUGAUGGCAGUGAUGAGUCUCCAGUUAAUUGUCAAAGACAAGAGGUGAUGAUGCCAGUUUCCCAUGGAAAAACGUACUUGCUGGGCAUCCUGGUUGGUGUUUUGGCCACAUUGGCAGUGGCCGGCAUCGUCUUCUACCUGCGUUACCGCGCCACGGCCAACAACAACGCGGCCGCCACUCGUCCUGGUGAGCUGGAGGCGGCCGACCCUCUGGCCCCUAAGCCCAUCAGCGGCCAGAAACUGCCACCCCAACACAGCCUGGUGUCGAAAUCAGGCCGAAAACCAACCGGUCUGCGGCCGGGCAGUGACACUGUUCGCAUGUCUGCGCUCGGCUACGACCGCUCUCGGCUCACAGGGGCCUCAAGUUCGGGGUCAAGUUCAACACCCCCGGCCGCGGGGUAUCCUCGGGAGACGCUGAAUCCGCCCCCGAGCCCAGUCACCGACCCACGGUCGGCGUGCGCUGAGAGCCACUGCUGCUCGGCGUACUCGGGGACCAGCAGCCGGAGGCCUUACCGGCACUACCGCUCCAUCAACAAGCCGCCCCCGCCGACGCCGUGCAGCACGGACGUGUGUGACGAGAGUGACUCGUACGCGUGCGGCGCGGCCUCAAGACUAGGCUCCGAGUACGACUCGGACCCUUUUCCGCCGCCGCCCACGCCGCGCUCGCAGUACCUCAGUGAUGAAAUGUCGUGUCCGCCGUCGCCGUGCACUGAACGCUCCUACUUCAACCCGUUGCCGCCACCACCCUCGCCAGACCACUCUCCAGACCACUCUCCCAGCUAGUGAAAAGUAAAUAUGUAUCAACAUAUUAUUUAUUUCAAAUCCAAUCGAUUCUUCCAAUUUGACAAUACCGUAUUUAUUUGAAUUUACUCAGAAAAAAAUACCUUGGAAUUUUGAAAGCGGUCUUUAAUUUUGUUUUAAAGGGCCUGUUACAAACAGGAAUUACUCGUCUUUGACCAUAGUAGUUUUUGUUUAAGUUUGGUUUAGCUAAAAACCAGCAAAGUUUUUUUUUUGUGGUGCAUGCCAAGGCAUUUUGCACAAAUAAUCUUAGUACUGAUUGUGAGCUUUUGAAGGCGCAAAUUGUUGAAAACAAUGCCAAGGCAUGACUGCACAGUCUUAAUGAAUCAACCAAGUGGCCGCAACGACUGAAGCAAAUUUUUGUGCCAUGGUCCCCUUGAAAGCCUCUCCUAAUAAUUUUAACGUUGGUCACAAAUUUAAACACUUAAUUAUUUUAUCAUCUACCUCCUGACCCCUGUAACGAGUAAAUGUAUAAGUAAGUGUUGCAUAUAAUAUAAUUAGCGUUAUCACGGGAAACGAAAAUGUGAAUAUAGUUAUAAAAAUAUACAAAAAAAGCGUUAAUGAAAAGCAGGAGAAUGUGCCUUUCCCCUCUCUUGUGAAAUCAAUGAGGGUAAACAUAUCGCCAUUACCUAUUGUUGAUGGAAACGAUUUGCUGCAAUUAUUAAAA
Molecule: messenger RNA, 5701 nt
Organism: Neocloeon triangulifer
Lineage: Eukaryota; Metazoa; Arthropoda; Insecta; Ephemeroptera; Baetidae
Gene: arr
Product: low-density lipoprotein receptor-related protein 6
Exons: 20
Coding region: 163-5019 (1618 amino acids)
Molecular function (GO): protein binding
Source: RefSeq, a predicted model, not a curated record